AUGGCGAGAGAGCGUGCAGUUGACGGCAGCAGGCAGUCGCUCGAGCGCCACCUAGAAGCACGAGCCGUUUUGUACAAGAAACAUGCAUCUUCGGCAAGCACGCUAUCACUGCCGCCACGAAUGAGCGCUCAUAUCCUUGCAGCACGAGUCACUUUGGACGAACCGGAAGCGUCUACUGGAGCCACGCAACGGCCGCUGUCACGAAUGAGCUUUCAGUUCCAGGGUACUAGCCUUGCUUUUGGAAAGACGAGGCACAGCUGCUGGCCCAAGAGCAACGCCUGCAACCGAGCACGUGAACAGUCCAGGCUGCUUACGAGGUUCUCUAUCCAGCGGCAGUUUCUUGCUCGAGGCGCUCUCGUUUUCGCGCUGAAACCGGAAGCGGCUUUGGAGCAGCCGAACCCGGCACCACCAAAGACGGCGACUCGCGCUAACAAGACAGCCACAUCAAGUGAUGCAGCACCAGCAGCACCAGGAGCGCCCCUGCGUACAGCGCUCUUGCGACGAGCACGCAUCGCCAGUCUGAGUCUCAUUCCGCGUCUCUUGCUGCAGCGGGAAAAAGCCCCCAACAAACCGCAUCAUCCUUGGCAAAGCUACGCAGAUGAUCCGGUGUUAAUGGCCCUGCACCAACGACGAGCACACGGCUCGCGACCCGGACAACGCCACGAUCCCUACCGCAUUGGACUUGUCAUCGAAGGUGGUGGUAUGCGCGGGAGUAUUGCCGCUGGGAUGUGUGCUGCGUUGGGAUACCUCGGGUUCGCGGACGCUUUUGAUGUGAUCUUCGGCUCAUCCGCCGGGGCUAUCUGCGGUGCCUACGUCGUUGCGCGGCAGCUACCAGGUUAUGGACCGUCUGUCUACUUUGAGGAUAUUGCGAACGAUCGUUUCAUCAAUAAGCGAGCGCUCUGGCAACCGUUACGUUCGUCAAGCCGGACGCGACCGGUGCUCGAUCUCGACUUUCUUCUCGAUGAAGUAAUGGUUCAUAUCAAACCAUUAGACUGGAACAAGUUCGCCCAAAACAAUGCGGUGCAGCCGCUCCGACCGGUGGCGAGCAGCCUCACGCACGCACGUAGUGUAGCGUUCGACGGGUUCCGUACCUACGCGGAGCUGCGCGAGUGCCUCAGGGCGAGCGCGCGGGUUCCAGGCAUCGCGGGGCCGCUCGUUCCCAUUGGUGACGAUAUCUACGCGGACGGGAUUCUUUUCGAAGCAAUCCCCUUUCGAAGCGCUCUUGCGGAUGGAUGUACGCAUUUAUUGGUAUUGCGAACGCGCCCGGUGGGUACGCGUGUUCCGCGGAUCGCCGGCUUCUACGAACGUAUGAUAGCUGCACCCGAAUUGGAGGCAUUUCCGCACGUCCGUGACUAUAUCGUUCGGGGAGGCCAUUUCAAACAGUAUUUGGAAGAUAUUCGCAUCUUAGAAGACAGGAAAAGCGCUCGCCACGUCCAUGUUCGGAGCAUCUUGAAAGAACGCUGGUGCUCGGCGCUGCCGGAGCAGGCCUCGAUUCUGGCGAUCGCUCCACCGCGUGGAGAUCCCGAAAUAAGCCAGCUGGAAACCAGACCUGAGGUGAUUUUCGAGGCUACGCGUUACGGGUUUGGGCUUGCAUACGAGAUGCUGGUAGCACCGUAUCAACGCCCGGCUGGUGAUGGCGCUCGCUUCGCAGCAAGAGUGUUCAGCGACGAGAAACUGGACGAAAUUCUCCGCGCUCGCGAAACUGCACUGAAAUAUCGACGCAGUGUGCGGCGGAAUGCACUGGCGUUAUCGAGGCUGCGGCGUACCUCGUUCCUGCAACGCUUUCAGAAAAGCUCACGUUCAGAUCCGUUUCUGAUACCAUCGAACCCGCAUUUCACGACCGAUGCGUACCUGUCGAGCCUGAAAACCGCACGCCAGGCACCGGAGCGGUCGAGCGUGCAGGAGCCUGCUGCAGACCCUGCUACCUCCAGGCCUGAUCAGCGGAUAGCACCGGCUCUGGCGGGAGACGCGGCGACAAGCGCUGGUGCGUUGGAUCGGUUGCAUCAACCGAAUGUCACGGAGCUAGCUGCAGACAACGAGGCCCGUCACCGCAGGGGCUUUCUCUUUCUGCCCAGAUUCACCGGACUACGCCUUGUCCAGAGGCAAUCACGGUAG
Molecule: messenger RNA, 2115 nt
Organism: Cyanidioschyzon merolae strain 10D
Lineage: Eukaryota; Rhodophyta; Bangiophyceae; Cyanidiales; Cyanidiaceae
Exons: 1
Coding region: 1-2115 (704 amino acids)
Biological process (GO): lipid metabolic process
Source: RefSeq, a predicted model, not a curated record